Molecule: messenger RNA, 3411 nt
Organism: Chroicocephalus ridibundus (black-headed gull)
Lineage: Eukaryota; Metazoa; Chordata; Aves; Charadriiformes; Laridae
Gene: MYADML2
Product: myeloid associated differentiation marker like 2
Exons: 1
Coding region: 902-1810 (302 amino acids)
Cellular component (GO): membrane
Source: RefSeq, a predicted model, not a curated record
AGACAGGGAAGAGUUUAAGGAGACGGUGAGGACUAGUGCUCAAAACCUUCACAGCCACAAGCUCUCACUAAUGCGCAAAGCACGGCAGGGCCUUUCACAGCAGGCAAAUAUAUUACUGCUCCAGAUCAAAUGCAGCAAAGUGAGUCAGCUUUUAUCAUAGCCUCUGGCCUAAAUCUUUUUACAGGGCUUGUGAUGCCUUCGGGCUCGUGCCCCCGCGCAGGGGGCCCUGGGUCUGCAGGACCGAGCUCCUGCUCCUGCAGCGUGGCUGGAUCCCGGCCCGAUUCCAUGGACAGACCCCGCUGUGGGGUGGCUGCCGGGAGAACCCCGGCGUUCCAGGGACCCCCGCGCUGCCAGAGGAGUAGCAGAAGGAUAACCAAGAUCCUCUGAUGGGGCUCGCAGUUUCAGUGUUAAAUAACACCCGCUCACGGCAGUUGAGGGGGGCAGGACUCAUUCCAGAACUAUUAAUAUAGCCCCUAUUUAUACUCCUGGGCUCCUGCGAACAGCGCGGCAGAGAGCUACAGCUGCAGGGCUGAAAUGGAAUAAACGUCAGCCUCCAGGGAGAAAGCGACCCUUUCGGCCAUCACGCGGGAAAGGAGACGGGGAAAGGACAGAGCACGGGGCAGGUCUCAGACCAGAGGGAGCUGCUGGCGGCACCCUGAGAUCGCGGCCGGUGGCAGAGCCAGCCAGUAACGUCCCUGCAGCCGGCAAGUCUGCGCCGAGAGGCUGCCAGAAACGCACACUCAGCGUCAGAGGCAGCACCUCCGGCACCGGGAGGGACGAGGCGGGGAUUCGAGCUGCGGCUCUGCUGCUCCGGUACCAGGUGUGACUCAGGAAAAAGCAGCAAAACCCUGAAAGGACGUUUUGUGGGGGCUUUAACUGCAUUGUCUGCCGGACUGCAAAGAUGAUGGAGAGCACAGGAGGGCCGUAUCUGAACACGGCGGCUGUGACGUCCCCCGUGGGAAUAGCUCGUUUGCUGCAGAUGACGUUAGGAUGCACCACGUUCAGCCUGGUGGCCCACCGGGGGGGAUUCAGUGCAGCCUACGGCACGUUCUGCAUGUUUGUCUGGACCUUCUGUUUCGCCAUCACCGUCUUCAUCAUCACCUGCGAAUUCACGCACCUGCACAGCUGCCUGAGCAUUUCCUGGGGAAACUUCACUGCCGCUUUUGCCAUGCUGGCCACGCUCAUGUCUGUCACGGCGGCGGUGAUCUACCCGCUCUACUUCGUCCAGCUUGACUGUUACCCCAUCGGCUGCGAGGUGAGAGACUUCCGCAUCGCCGCCAGUGUCUUCGCAGGCCUCCUGUUUGUCGCGUACGCCGCCGAGGUGUUCUUAACCCGGGCAAAACCGGGACAAGUCACCAGCUACAUGGCCACCGUCUCGGGGCUCCUGAAAAUUGUGCAGGCCUUCGUGGCCUGCAUCAUCUUUGGGGCGCUGGUGAACGACAGCCAGUACAGCAAAUACGUGGCGACACAGUGGUGCGUGGCCGUCUACAGCUUCUGCUUUGUGGUGACGGUGGUGGUGGUGGCCUUCAGUGUCACAGGUAAGACGGCCGUGCUGUGGUUCCCCUUCGAACGCUCUGUGGUCAUCUACACUUUUGGGGCUGUGCUGCUCUACAUGAGCGCAGCCGUCAUCUGGCCGGUGUUCUGCUUCGACAGCAAGUACGGCUCCCCGCGGCGCCCCGGGCUCUGCGCCAAGGGCAGGUGUCCCUGGGACAGCCAGCUGGUGGUCGCCAUCUUCACCUACGUCAACCUCCUGCUCUACAUCGUGGACCUGGCCUACUCCCAGCGCAUCCGCUUCGUCUCCCACCUCUGAACUGUGGCUCUGCCGCCACACAGCCGCCCUGGUGUCGUGAGGGACGGCCACUGGGGAUGCGGGGAAGUGGGUGCUGGCCAGGCACGGGCAUGAGAGCCAUCAACCAAACUUCGAGGUCAAGACCGACUGGACCAGCAAAUCAUAGAAUCAUGGAAUGGUUUGGGUUGGAAGGGACCUUAAAGCCCAUCCAGUGCCACCCCCCUGCCCUGGGCAGGGACACCUCCCACCAGACCAGGUUGCUCCAAGCCCCGUCCAGCCUGGCCUUGAACCCCUCCAGGGAUGGGGCAGCCACAGCUUCUCUGGGCAGCCUGGGCCAGGGGCUCACCACCCUCACAGCACAGAAUUUCUUCCUUAAUGUCUAAUCUAAAUUUCCCCUUUCACUUCAAAACUGUUACCCCUCGUCCCAUCGCUACACGACCUGUAGCUGCAGCUGAUGCUGGGAAAAGCCCACAUCCCCCAUCGCCCAACAUCUGCCCCAGCCGCCUGGAGAAACAAUGCAGUUCGGAGCGUGGAAAAUGGCUUUUCAUCUCCGGGCCACAGGAAUGGCUGCUGCAACAGAGGGUCUGCAGGCUACUGGGCUGCUGAGCCCAAUAUUAGGAAAGACACCGAGGAUUUUGAAACUCUUACCAACGCUUAACCGUAAUCAAGUGACUACCCAGGAAGUGGGAAAGUUAAAAGCUGCAUCAAGGAACACCAGCUCUGGGGAUGAAAAACAAUCCCUCAGAGUUUGGGUUAGUUUGGGCUGUGUGGUGAGAUGUGAAAUGCUUGCAAGUGUGGGAAAUUCCAGUCGGGAUGUUUCUGAGAAGAACAUCAUAGCUGUAAGAGUAUUUUGAAGAUUACCAGUCCUUUCCCUUCCUCUCCUCUCCCUUGCUGUUUAGCGCAGGAAAAGAAUAUCCUCAGGCACGCACCUUGGGGGGAAGCAUGGGGUAUUCCUAUUUAGCAAACACUGAGUCAUUACAGGAAUGAAAAUUUGCGAAAUCAGGGCUCUACUGCCAAGAAACAGGGUGCAGAAAAGAGCCGAACGGCAAAAUAACUGCGUGUAGCUUGACAUCUUCGCUCGAGCAGGACCAGAAGGUACCUUGGCACGUGCUUUGUCUCGGUUCAUGUGCCACCGUUUAUUUAUACUGAUGUCAGGAAUUCUUCUUCUGCAAGCUUAAAGAUCAGUUCUGGGGGGAGGGGGGGGAAGGGACGCAGAGAUUAACCGAUCUCGCAGUGCUGCGUGAAAGACCAAACCUGGGCGGGGGUGGGCACGGACGGGACACGACAAAACUUGUGUAGAAUGGUGACAAGUUGUGAGCGCCGCCGCAGAGCAGAGCGGGCACGAGGAUUCCCGAUCUCUCUGCGUCACCGAGGAGCUGCAUUUCUCUGGCCCAUCCCUGACAAAACACCCGCUUUGAAGUCCCACACUGCAUAGCUCAGAUUUCAAGCUUAAUAGGAAGAAAUGUUCUUCGUUUCUGAUCCAGGGAGAAGCCAAAGCAGCCCGAGUACUUGUGCAGAAAGCAUGCGGUCUGGAUAGGUUUGAUUAAAAUCUAAAGUAGCUGACUGUCAGAAGCAAGAUUUAUUUUUUAACCAAAUUAAAAUAAAGCUGAAUGGCAGGCAUA